Molecule: messenger RNA, 2575 nt
Organism: Mercenaria mercenaria
Lineage: Eukaryota; Metazoa; Mollusca; Bivalvia; Venerida; Veneridae
Product: neurotrypsin-like
Exons: 4
Coding region: 222-1202 (326 amino acids)
Cellular component (GO): membrane
Source: RefSeq, a predicted model, not a curated record
UGUGAAAAAAAUCUUCGCCGUGUAAUGAUGAUAAAAUAUGAUGAAUUAUUUGUGUGCAACUUCUUUUUUUUUAAUUUAUAAAGAGCAAACUUCUUAUUUUGGUCCCAGGGAUCGUUUUUUGUUAAUUACAUUGUAGCACUUUGCUAAAAUAAUGAUUUAAGUAGACAGGUUUGCAGAUUUUAUGCAUAUACACAAAGUGGAGUUUAUACGUGUAGAACAAAAUGGAUUCUACAUCAGUUCGUAAAGUUUUGACAAUUAUUUUACUAGUUGCUCUGCUGUUCGUUUUAAUAGUGUUCUGUGUUGUUUAUAUUUGGAGCAUUAAGUCCCCAGACUCUCGGGAGACAGUACCUAACGAAAAGUAUAAAGAUACAACUAACACGGAUAUUACCACGGAGCAUAUCCAUUUGCAUCAUGAUCCUACAAAAGCUCCAGUAACACAAUCUACGACAGAACAGUUGACGACAACUACUGAAUCAGGUCCUGGAUAUAAAAUAAAGUUAAGCGGCAAUCGACAAGCGUCCAGUGGCAAGGUUUUGAUCGAACAUGAAGGUGAGACGGGUUUCGUUUGCAGUGAUGAUUUUGAUAAUGCGGAUGCCAAAGUUGUCUGCCGAGAGCUCGGAUACAAGAAAGGCCUUUCUUAUAAUCUCAUGGAAUCUUUCCCGUAUAGUCGUUAUACAGAAAACGAGCCGAUGCUUUCACAUCUCAACUGCAUUGGCAACGAGGCUAAGAUCAAGGACUGUGAUGGAUUCCGGAUAGGUAACGUCACUUCCUGCUCAUGGUUUGCUGCGGUCCUGUGUUAUAAUGACAAGCCUUAUGAGCUUCGCCUGGUGAACGGCAUAAUGCCUGAUUCUGGUAUGGUUGAGAUGAAAGUGGGUGGAGAAUGGGGAACAUUAUGUGCAAUAAGAAAUUUCGACGAUGACGUUGCAGAUAUUUUGUGUCGAAGUAUGAACUUUACGGGUGGAUUGGCGUUAGAUCGGGGAAUGCUUGGAGAAGUCAGGACAUCUAAAGUCUGGUUACCGUAUAUCUCGUGCAGUGAAGGAGCAGAGAUCAAACAGUCAAUAUUUGAGUGUAGUCUUAUUCUAAAUACUGAAAACAUUUUAGUUGAUCGUAUUGACCAUAGAAACAAUAGGUACAAUAAUGAGUAUAGGGCGUGUUUGAGUAAACCGAACUCCUAUGCAUCCACCGUCCACUGUCUCAUAUAACUGGCUUUACGGAGACUUUAUUUACAGUAGCUCGCGUACAUAUGCAAUAAUCCUGAAGAAUGGCGCAUGUUCAGCAUACCUGCCGUUUAGUCCGUGUGGAUUGCAGUUCCGUUUCUCUCUUUCUACUAUUGACUUUUCUUUAAGGUUGUAUUACAUGUAUUGUACUUAUAUACAAUUAUGAUGCUUCUUCUGUAGCAUAUUUUUUCAGAACUUUGAUUAUUGUUUCGGACCUGUUUACCGACCGAAUGUCUACAUUAAUUUAUUCUAAGAUGAAAUGAAGCAGCUUGCGAAACUUAAUUAAAGAAUAUUAAAUAAUCUUAAAUACAAGUUGAUAUAUUAAAAUCAGUAUGUAAUUAAUUCAACAAAUUUGACAAGGUUUACAAAUGAAGGUGUUUGUACAGCGAUAAAUGCGGUGAAAUUUCACACCACAUAAUUAACAUCAAAAGACAAAUGAAAUUAAAUAUCUUUAUUGUAAUCUUUUUACCAUAUUUAUUAAAAUAAACUAUGUCAUUAAACUGUUUCUUAAAUUGAUAAUUUCUGCACCGAUGACACAAACGGUUUUUAGUUCAACACUGACAUUAAGGCCCUGUACUUUUUGCACCAUACUGACCCGAACAUACAGUUCAUUGAGUGUAAACGUUUAUCGUGUUAAUUCACUUGGCUUUUAAAGUUACUCUGAAAAAUUUUAAAAUUUUCAUUUCAAACAAAAUUGGCAUCAAAUGAAUAUAUGACACUAAAAUGAUACAGGAAGUAAAUUCAUUGUUAGAUAUUGGUAAAAAGCCAGAUAAUUGCUGAUUUCCUUUAUUAUUUCAAAAGCGUUACAACGGUUAACUCCCUUCUGCACGUCUAUCAAGAUAUCUUGCAAAUGUCACUACGUUUGUACCAAUGGUCACUUUCACGUCACCCACGUUUUGCCGACUUUGAGAAAAAUUAUUUGCCUUAGAAGUUUGGAUGAGCCGCUUUAGUAAUAUUUUAUAAUAUUGAAGUCUACAUUGUUUUUAAUUUUCAUUAUAGCCUAAUAUACUACAUAUUAAUAACUUCUGUUUAAGAGCGUUGUAUUUUAUAUAAGUAUAGUACAUGUACUUUCUAGCAAUACUCUGACAGUGUAUUGGUCAGUUUUACAAUUUACUCAAAAUGGCAGCUUAUCUAAACACCUUUCUUCAUUCGAUGUGACGAUUUACCUUUGAAACACGGGGCACAUGACGGGGCCAGAUUUUGGGUAGUCUAGUUUAAAGACUACCCUCUCAGAUAUCACCUUUUAUUAAUAUGCAAUUCCUGCCAUUUGCAUGCUUGUGUAAUAUUGUAAUCUGUAUGUAUUAUUGAUGAUAAGCUGUACAUGCUUAAGUCAAAAUAAACCUAUGUUCUGUUCUGUU